This is a messenger RNA of Syngnathoides biaculeatus (alligator pipefish), 2283 nucleotides long. RefSeq lists its product as uncharacterized. The transcript is spliced from 3 exons. Lineage: Eukaryota; Metazoa; Chordata; Actinopteri; Syngnathiformes; Syngnathidae. Bases 1543 to 2283 code for a protein of 246 amino acids. The record is from RefSeq and is a predicted model, not a curated record.
GCAAACAUGUGUUCCGGUUGAUAUUAGAUGGAUUUAGUUGAUGAUGCGGUCUUCCACAAAGUUUGAUCCAUCGAAGGCAUUUUUCAUACUGGGUCUUCGGUUUUGGAAAGGGUACGAAUCGAACUCCACCAACUCGCCUUUUAGGAUACCUGUCGUCACUAUUACAAAGUCCGUGACUACACCUCUUAACCAUAUUUUUUGUUAAAUAACCCAAAUACGCGAUAAAACGCUAACAAAACCUAUACUGGACCAUGUAAUGUUGUCUGAGAAAAUGGCGGGAGCAAAAAGGGGCUUUGGUUUAUGCAGAUCUCUGGCCUCUGAUUGGUCAGUGACGCGGACUGCGCAAUAUCCACGGAGGGGUCAAUUAUGAAAAUUUCAAGUGUUCAGCAGGGAUUCUUCUUCUUGCUGUUAAUUAAGAUGCAUCUCUUCCAGUAGAGCUCAGUGCUGCCUGUCAUUUUUUUGGCACAAUGUGGUACUACACGGCAGACACACAAGUCUAAAGUCAGGAAAUUAAAUAAAUUUUUUUUUUUUUAAGCGCUCCGAUUUUUAGGGACCAAAUUUCCUGUGAAAAACGUAAAAUUGUCUUAUUAGCCAAAGUAACUUCACAGUGGCUUUAAAAAAAAAAGUCAUGGCCGCAUUGGAGUUCAUGUCAAGUCAUUUGCUGGCAUGUCAAAACUUGUACCGGUUAAAAACAGUCAAAACAGCACAUUUACUUUUAGUCACUUCAUUACAAAAUACAAAGUUUAGGCUUGGAAGGGAUUCAAAGAAUGUAGCCAAGCAUCAGGAGAACAACAACGAGCUUCAGAACGAAAGCAAAGGAGAAGUCGACAUUAUCGAAAUCAUGUGGAUUCCACAAAGCGAGGGGCAGGAAGUCGUCCAUUUCAAAAAGUGAGAAAAUUUUGACAACACCGACAGGGAACACGAGACCCGAGGAAAGCAUCUUGUGACGUCGCCUAGCAACCGCCAAAUAAAAAGCACAAGGGUGUGAUGUCAGCGUCCCAACACGGAUGACAAACGCUGAGGGGUCACGUCCGAGCCCAGAGUGACAAAUGCUUGACAACCGUAACGGAACAAAAAGAGCAAAAGCAGAAGCCGGUGGGACCCAUUUGGAACCCAAUGACCUCAUUCGCAUUCAAUUGAGUAAUCUGCAGAUGAGCAUCAGCCGUUAUUGUGUCUUGCCGUGACUUUUUAUCUGCUAAAUGCCCGCAACUAAUAAUACAAACAACUACUACUACCGCAAUUACCACUACCAUUCCCACCACUACUAAAACUACUACUACCACCGCCCCUACCAACGAUACUGCUAGUACUACUGCUACUACUACUACCACUACCUCUAACAACAACAACACCGCUGCUACUCCUACGACUACCGCUACUGCUUGAAACGCCACUAGUACCACUACUUCUACUACCACGAAUACUACCCCCACCAAUAGUACUUCUACCACUACUACUUUUAUAACUAAUAGUCCUACUAUUAUCACGACUAGUAACAACACCACUUUUAAGAUUACUACUGCUCAUACUACCAACUGUACCAUGACUACUAUUACUACUUCUGCUGAUCCAACUGCCACUACUACAAAGACUGCCAGUACUAUUACUAAGAAUAGCACAAAUAUGACUACUACUACCACCCCUACCAAUUCUACUGCUAGUACUACCACUACUACUACUAACACUACCUCAAACAACACCACCACUACUACUCCUACUGCUCACAGUACCAUGACUACUAUUACUACUUCUGCUGAUCCGACAGCCACUCAUAUAAAAACAACCACUACUAUAACUACCAAUAGCACAAAUAUGACUACUACUACUACCACCGCCCCUACCAAUUCUACUGCUACUACUACCACUAUCUCUAACAACAACACCUCCACUGCUACUCCUACUACUUCUACUACCACUAAUACCACCACUACCCCAACCAAUACAACUACUACCGCUACGACUUUUACUACUACUACUAAUACUACCAAUAGCACUAGUGCUACUUCUGCUGAUCCAACUGCCACUACUACAAACACCACCACUACUAUUACUCCCAAUAGCACAAAUAUGACUACUAUUACCAGCACCAUCGCCACUGUCAAUGGCACUACGACCACUCCCCCCGUUGUUAUUACCACCAUCAUCACUCACUUUUUUUUUCUUUUUCCCCGUGUUGUGUGCUCAGUCCCAUUUUCAAACACCAGUUGCGGUGCAAUGCUGGAAGUGUCCGCGUGCGUGUGUACAGUUACACAUGAAAGGCCUCGGCGGUCCCUCCCGGCGUGA